AUGGAAUGGUACCAUGUUUGGAACGCUGGAUAUAUAAACCAUAAACGAGAACAUGACCUAGGAGUGAUAGAACCAGAGGAAUGUUUAGCAUGUGAAAUAUGUAAUCCAAUAGAAAGAGAAGUAUCAGCAGCAUUCAAGAAAUUUUGGGAUGCUUUAUUUAAAUUCGAGGAUACAAUACUAAUGUACAAUAAUGUAACACAUAAAGAAUUAUUGAAUUUAUUAAGUAUGGACAAUAGAGAAAGGGAGGAUACAAUACAUAAAGGAAAAUGUAGGAAUAUAGUAGAUAGAAUAAUUGAAUCAAUAAGGUACAGACAACAACCGAAAAUGAAAGAAAAAGGAUUGAGAAUAAUAAUAGUAGUGAUUGUAAGGGAUUGUAUUGAAGGAGACUUAGAAAAUGAAGUAUUUGAUCGAUUAAUUGGAUGUCCAGAAAUAAUGGAACAUGGAUACAUUUUAGAAGAUUGGGAUGUUGAAAAUAGAUUUCAAAAAUUUUGGGAUUGGUAUAACACGAUAUUGGAAAAUGAAAUGAAAGCAAUACAUGUUAAGAAGUUAGCAAUAAAGUUAUUCAGGGAUUUAUUGUAUAAAGAAACAGAAGAUCUGUUGAGGAGGGAAGAGGUAGUUGAAUUAAUAAUCCAGAUAGAAUAUCAGAAUAGAUGGGGGGUAGACACUCAAGAAGAAAAGGAUGCAUGGAAGAGAUUGAUACAGAAAGUAAGACAAAGAUUUAUUGACACCAAACAAUUUACAAGGGAACCUGAGGACCCAGAAAGUGCUAGUCCUGAAAGUUAUGAAUUAGAGGACAGUGAUG
Rhizophagus irregularis DAOM 181602=DAOM 197198 is the source of this 802-nucleotide messenger RNA. NCBI's taxonomy places the organism in Eukaryota, Fungi, Glomeromycota, Glomeromycetes, Glomerales, Glomeraceae. The record is from RefSeq and is a predicted model, not a curated record.